This is a messenger RNA of Colletotrichum navitas, 803 nucleotides long. RefSeq lists its product as uncharacterized. The transcript has 2 exons. Gene Ontology annotation, molecular function: metallopeptidase activity. Bases 66 to 803 code for a protein of 245 amino acids. NCBI's taxonomy places the organism in Eukaryota, Fungi, Ascomycota, Sordariomycetes, Glomerellales, Glomerellaceae. The record is from RefSeq and is a predicted model, not a curated record.
CAGUCUAGAUCAUGUGCUUUUUUUAGUUACCUUUGUCUUUACAAUUAAUUUAACAAUACGUCAACAUGUUUGCUAUUCUACUUUUCUUUCUUCCCCUAUUGAUUUCAGCUACACCGCUAAGUGACGCUGACAUAGAGACACGCGACCUGAACACGUUUGAUAAAGUGUUCUGGGUAAACAGAGGUCGUUAUCAGUGCACAAGCGGCCAGAAAGCAGACAUACUCGCAGCUAUUAACGAGGCUCAAGUUAUAGUUAAGAAAGCAGUAACCGCAUUGUCACUCUCACGUUCUGAGAAGUCUAAAGCAUACGUCACUUGGUUUGGAAAAGGGAAUGCCUCACCGCAAACAAGAUUGUCAAUUUUUCAACACAACUAUCAAUCAGUCGCUACAAACUUAGUCCCUCCCACACUACCAUUAAGGCUUGAGGAAGUUGGCUGGGAUGUCCCAUUUCCAGCUACUAAGAAGUCUCUGGUUUACGCUUGUGAGCCUGAAGAUGUUUUAAUCAACGGACAACGUAUGUUUGCUAUAACUCGUACGGCAAAUUCUGGAGUUCCCGACUUUGGCCCGACUUAUGUAUCCUUUUACCCUGAGUUCUUUACUCAAACGACCGGCCUAAGAAUAGAAGAAGCAUCCAAACAAUGGAGGCUCCAAAACAAGCUUGACAACGAAGUUGCAUAUAUAAGGAGCUUGACAUUAAUUCACGAGUUUCAGCACAUGUCAAGAGUUACUGGGCUUGGCCGUCACUGUAUAGACGUCCAACAUCCAACUAUUGAGUCUGCAUCAUGCUAUUCUGUUGACUGGUAA